This is a messenger RNA of Perkinsus marinus ATCC 50983, 413 nucleotides long. RefSeq names its product cartenoid oxygenase, putative. The annotation marks the transcript as partial. Lineage: Eukaryota; Perkinsozoa; Perkinsida; Perkinsidae. Gene Ontology annotation, biological process: carotene catabolic process. The transcript has 3 exons. The record is from RefSeq and is a predicted model, not a curated record. Gene Ontology annotation, molecular function: carotenoid dioxygenase activity.
AUAGCAAUGUCUGAUGCGCCACCACCAGCGUUGGCAAAGUCAGAGAUAGAGAAGGACGCACCACGCUACUGUAAAGGGUGGUACAAUGCUAGGGGGACUAAGAUGGAUAUGUGGCUUGAAGAUUUCCGAGGGAAGAUACCGUUGGACAUUCGAGGUACAUUCAUCCGUAACGGCCCUGGGGUGCUGGAAGUGUAUGGAGAGGAGUUGAGGCAUCCUAUAGAUGGUGAUGGUCUUGUCGUGGCCUUAGCCUUUAGAGAUGGCAAGGCUCACUUGAGGAGCAGAUUUGUAUCUACUUUCUCCCAUGUGGAGGAGGAGGCGGCUGGUAGGAUGCUGUACCCUGGACAGAUGGGCUCGGAACCUAGGCUACCAGCGGCGGCGACCCUUAGAAGGUGUUGGGUUGAUGAUUCUUCAAA